Messenger RNA from Hippoglossus stenolepis (Pacific halibut), 3576 nucleotides. RefSeq lists its product as uncharacterized. Lineage: Eukaryota; Metazoa; Chordata; Actinopteri; Pleuronectiformes; Pleuronectidae. The record is from RefSeq and is a predicted model, not a curated record. Bases 1469 to 2572 code for a protein of 367 amino acids. The transcript is spliced from 6 exons.
AGCACUGCUGCUGCAGUGCUGCCACAACCUGCUAUUCUGCUUGCCACCUCUAGAGAGAGCUAAUGUUCACCUUUGCAAGUGGUGAGAUCAUGAGCAAAUAUAUAUAUAUAUAUACACAAGUAAAAUAAAAAGAAAAAAAAUUACGUUUCAAACAUUUCAGUUUGGACACUAGUCAGGUCAAGUUAAUUCAGAAAAACUCCGGCAGUUGACAAAUAUUCUGCACAAUCGUGGAAGACGGAAUGUGAAACAUAAAAUAUAGUAUAGUAAAAUACAAUUAAAUUAAGUUUAAUUCAUUUGAAUUGCUAUGAUGUGAAUAAAAACAACUUAAGGACACCUAAAAGCCAUGAGAGAACACAAGGGUCCUCAGGUCCUCACUUCGACAGAAGGGCAACAAUCAAUGGAAAAAAGGUGGAUGAUUCCAAAGCUUCGGGUCAGCUACUGCAAACAUACGAUCACUUUUAUUACACCUUAACCUCGACCAGGGAACAGCCAUGGAGCAACUGAUAUAAGGAUUUGAGAGAUCAAGGAGUGAAUAUGGGGCAGAGAUCUUUUUGUUUUAAAAACAAAUAAAAGGACCUAAAACUCAAACCUGAACUUUACCAGUGAUGUAAAUACAGGUGGAGGAGGUGUUUCAGUUUUGGCGACAUUUCUUGGUUGUAAAUAACUUUUUAAAAUUGAUUUAAUGUGUUUGUCAAAUUUCAGAACCAGGUCAAAAAUAACACCAAGAUUUUUAACCUAAUGUAGCUGAGGUGCCAGGGGCCCUCAGUUAUUUUCUACAGGUGUUGAGAGAGGGACCAAACAGUAGCCCAGACUGGACAAACUAAACACCUUUUGAGUUUUUAUGACAACUGAAGGCUACCACAGGUUCUCUUUCAUGUUUGGAAGGGGAGGGUGAGGGCUAUUCAGCUGCAACAUGCAACUUCACCACCAGAUGUCACUAUAUUCUACACACUGAACCUUUAAAAGGUGGUCUGGUUCCGUGAUAAACAUAUUCUCUCUAUAUUUGGUAAAAUUAUCAAGAUUAUUGUGCAGUAACAGUUACCUAUGUGUGACAGUGGCGUCCACAUUGUAGCAGUUACUCUGUGUCAGAAGGACCGCUGUGUUACAUUAGACCAGAUAAGUUAUUGAUCUGCGUCUCUCACUCUGCUGCUGCAGAAAGUCCAGCAGCCUCCAGGGAUUGUGCUGCACGUGUGCGCUCUUUGUCCUUUCUGCGUCCUCACAUCUCUUCCUUUCACCCUCACCCUCCUUCACUCCUCUUUCAUCUCUCCUCACCUCCAUUUAUAUACUCCCCUUAUUUCAUUUCGCCGUGCAUUCUUUCCCUCCCUGCCCUUCAGAUCCCCCCCCAACCUCCUUCUGUCUUUCUCUGUGCAUCCCUCCGUCUCCUCUCUUUACGUCCAUAGGUUCAGCUUGUGUCUCUCCCGGUGCCCUCGCUGAGCUUUCUGUCGUGCAGUUAAAAGCCACGGGGGGAAUGAGUGGGGCUCACAGAGUGCAAGAGUUAGAACCCUCCAGGGGUGGAGUUGCUCUGGUGGUUUCACUGGAUGGUGUGAACUGGCUUCACAGAAAGAGAUGCAGAGACAAAGGAAGGACGAAACGGAAUAAAGACCUCCAGUUCUGGAUAUCUUCAGGUCAGGUGGCGCUGGUUGAUGAGAAGCGGCAGCCGACCACGUGUAUCCCCGACCAACGAGGAAGAGCAGCCCUUGACUUGUGGAGGAACAUUGAAAGCAGAUCAAGGCCAUGGUCAUCAUCCUUCCCUCUCUCUCCUCAGCGCUGUUGUCUUCUAGAGGACCCUCUCCAGCACUCAGCAUUAACUUCUUCUGUCUCAGAGUGUCCAAAGGAGGCUUCAUGGAAAACACUCAUCUUAAAUAUUCGGGACAUUUUCACUUCGAUCACAAGGAAUGUAAAUUUAACAACCCAGCCUCAUGUUCUUACAAUGAAUAACCCAAAUAGGUUGAUCAUUAUCUGUGAUGAGGACAUACCCCUCCAGCUUUAUAAUGACAUAAGCAGCACUCAAGAUUGCAGGACAAUUAUAGGAACUACUGGUUGUGGUGAUAACAAAAAUGUGUCAAGUCAUUUAAAAAAUGCCCAUUUGCCCUCUGAUCUCAACAAUAACUCAGAAGAGGAUCACAGUGAAGUGUUUCAUGGGGAGAAUCUUAAUAUACGCACCCGUAAAAGUCUUUUAAAAUCCUAUCAAAACUACAAGCGUCCAGGAGAGUCAUCCGAAAGGGACAGGAAACUGAGGAGGAGUGUGUCCUUUGAUGAUGACGUCACGGUCUUCCUGUUUGAUCAGGAGGGUCCCACCAUGGAGCUGCACCCUGAGCCCUGCACAUCUCUGCCAAACACCAGUACCUUCAACCUGCCAGAUGUCACAUUAGACGACUGCGGCUUGGAGUGGGAAGACGACUUCUCAGCUCUGGAGUGGAGCUGGCACCUCCAGCGCGUCAGUCGCUCUCUGCACUCCACCCUUUCCCUGUCAACACCGAGCUGGACUGCUGCGUCCAGGCCGGAGCGUUACCUCCCGUCUCAAACCUGCCUCUUCCUCACCCAUGUCGCUGAGUCAGACCUCGAGCUGUGAGAUAAACAGCCGACGGCCAGCCUUGGUCUAAUGGAAAAACUGACUAAUCGUCCAGAUCUACGUCCUCUUCACCUCUUCCGACUCAUCUACCCCCACCUCCCUCCUCUUUUACGAUGAGUCAGGGAUUGUAAUGGCUUUUUUCCUCUUUUUUUCCUCUUUCAUUCUCUCUCUCUCGGCCCCAAAUGGAUUCAAAGCACCUGCUGUUCAUGACAUCACAGCGCUGCAGGACUGUGUGACAGUGCAUUCAGCUUGAACAGUUGACACAACCACUGGCUUGAUGAUGUGAAAAAAACAGCGGGUUGCAUAACAGCGCUGGUACCUUUCCAGCUGCAGACCUCUUUGGAAGCUGCUUUUUAUGCCAGGUUGCGUCCUUGGACCUGAGCGGUGAAACAGAGACAUCUAUAAUGUCACUUCCAACUUUUAAUGAGUCAUAGUUUUAACGUGUCUGAAACCCAAUUCUACGUUUAAAUGGGUUGGAUUCUAGAAAUUCCCGGUUUAUCUUGUUGGGAUGUUGUUUCUACAGUUUGUUUUGCUCAAACAGAGCAUGCGUGUGGAGGCCCUGUUUGCCUGCCUCAUUACUGAAGUGUAUUCAGCCCAGAAUUUAUCAGAGGCUGUGGCUGAAUAAACAGUGUGAGCCUUAGGGGCCAAAGGAGGCAGAAACUGAACAAACUCAAAGUAAAAGAUAAUGUUUCCACAGAGUGCCGGCAUCAGCGGGGUUUGGUUGAUUAGAUACAGUGUACCUGAGGAGCAGGGGAAAGCUGGCAGGACCAGUCUUCACAAACACACACACACACAAACGCACACACUCACACUCACACUCACACACACAAAGCUCAAGGACACAUAAGCUAAAAGUGUUUAUUUUCUCAGAGCUGGGAGAAACACACGUGUAAAGUGUUAUUGUUGUUAAACCUACAUGAUAUUUUAACAUCACUGUCAAUGUAAAGGCCAAAUGACUCUGGUGUUCUUCAUGUGACUCCAUUCAAUAAAAGCUUUUAACUUUG